AGCCGUUCAUCGAACCAGUCGCCAUUUUAAUUUUACCAGUGAGUCAAAGUACGACGUCAUCAAAAGUAUUUUAUUAAAAGUGUCAUUGAAAUCAUUAAAUAAUUCUAAUAUCCAUCAAAAUUUAUCUCCAGUUCCUCAAAAAAUAAAAUUCAAAUAAAUUUGAAUUUUGAAUUUCAAAGAAAAAAAACAAUUCCACAACCACAAGAUGACGGGAAAACGCAGCCAUCAAUAUAACGAAGACUCGUCUGGAGACAGUGAUUUUUAUUACGAAAAUUCAUCGACUGGUAAUUCAAACAAUGGCUCAAUAAUUGAAUCUAUCGAACCACAAGUUCGUAAACGCGGUCGCGGUCCAUCAAAGCGGCCAUGUUUGAAUCGCAACGCGCUGAUGGCACGAAUGAAUCGUCAAAAAAAAAAGGAAUAUGUUGAAAAAAUAGAAAGCAAACUAAUGCACCAUCGUCAAGAAAUAAAAGACUUGACUUCAAUAAAUAAAAAGCAGUGCAUUGAGUUAAAAAAAUUAAACGCAGAAGUGUCAUAUUUAAAAAAUAUCAUCAACAAUAAAUCUAGUAUUUCAUUGCUCCUGAAAUCAAUGAACGAAAUUCUGCGACGCAGCAAAAGAAAACCAGAUCCGAGUCCAAAGUCCAUUUGUCAUAUAGCAGAAAAUAAAAUCAACAAUGGCGAAGAAAAAGGGGUUAAUUACGAUCCAACAAACGGCCAAGUUUCUGUAAAAGAUUUAAAUCUUACUUGCGACAGUGCCAUCAAACCUCAGAAUGAAUUGACGAAAUCAUUUGAAUCCGUCGAAGACAUUGAUCUAGGAAUCAGCGACACAGACAUCGAACAGCUCAGUUCGAUCGACGAUAUGUUCAAUAAUUUAAAUGACGACCUGGAUGACAAUGAGCCGAUUGAUUUUUUAAAACCCAACGACAGUCCUGUGGAGUCGAUAGAUCUGUUCAAUGAUUUGGACAACGGAAUUUGCGUCCACGUUAAUUCUGGAAGAGUUUCACUGGAAUUUUGCUCAGCUUGCCACUACAACAGCGUCAAUUCAAACGGACCCUGAAUUUGGAUGACAAUCUUACGGAAUUCGGUUAUAGAUCUGACAGAUUUAUUUACUGGAUGGUCGGUAACGUAGAAUAAGAAGACUACGGCUCAUUUAUUUUUUUAUAAUUAUUUUCUAUUAAAAUACUGUAGGUUGUAAGUUUCAUAUAUAAAACUACUGUAAGUUUAUUUAUGUUAGUUAAGGAUGAUAGUGUAUGUUAUAUUAUUGUUAUUUACGUUGUGAACCUCCGAGACUGUACCAGUUCUUUCAUUUUUACAGGACUUGAGGCGGCAGGAAAUUUAUCUCGGAUCUAUGGGAUAUUUGCCAGAUAAAAUUAAGUUGUCGCAUUGCUGAAUGGAGCUUGAUGCAGAAUUUAAAAAUAACGCCAGUUAAACUCUAAUUAAUAUACACUUAGCAACGUUUAUCAGUUUCAGCUUUCAACUUGCGACUGAUCAGCAAUAGCGCAAUGGAACGGCUUUUAUUUAUCUUAUAAAUAAAUAAAUAUACAACAUUGUUGGUAAUUAAACGUUUAGACGUCAUGAAAAAAAUCCGUCUCAAGUACCUCGUAUUAAUUAUUCACUUAAAUUACAUGUACAUGAGAAAUUUUUUUUUUCUGUCUGUGAUAUAAUUUACAUAUUAAUUAUUCAACACUUUCCAUGUUCUUUAAUUGUUAUUUAAAAAAAAAAAGAACUUUAGAAUUCAA
This is a messenger RNA of Microplitis mediator, 1736 nucleotides long. RefSeq lists its product as uncharacterized. The transcript is spliced from 4 exons. The record is from RefSeq and is a predicted model, not a curated record. NCBI's taxonomy places the organism in Eukaryota, Metazoa, Arthropoda, Insecta, Hymenoptera, Braconidae. The coding region runs from base 206 to 1054 and encodes 282 amino acids.